Molecule: messenger RNA, 3309 nt
Organism: Vitis riparia (riverbank grape)
Lineage: Eukaryota; Viridiplantae; Streptophyta; Magnoliopsida; Vitales; Vitaceae
Product: dynamin-2A
Exons: 22
Coding region: 275-3037 (920 amino acids)
Cellular component (GO): membrane; microtubule; cytoplasm
Molecular function (GO): GTP binding; GTPase activity; microtubule binding
Source: RefSeq, a predicted model, not a curated record
AAGCACCCCAUUUCCCCCCACCCCCCAGCCCUUCAUUUUCUCUGUUGAUUCCCCACAAAACUCCCCCAUUUGCAUCAUCACACCGCCAUUCAAAAAUCCCAUUUUCCCUUUUUUUUUUCAAAUCAUUCCUCAAGCCCUAGAUCUCAUCUCUCCCCUUUUUUCUUCUCAAAAUCUAGGGUUUCUUAUCUAUUUCUAUCUCUUGAUUUUUGGAUUCCCACAACCCUUAUUUUGUUGUUGAUUUGUAUCUGUGUCUUGUCCUUCAUAUCGAUCUCUCAUGGAGGCGAUCGAUGAAUUGGUGCAGCUCUCCGACUCGAUGCGCCAAGCGGCGGCGUUGCUGGCUGAUGAGGAUGUGGACGAGUCGGCGUCGUCUUCGAAGAGGCCGUCGACGUUUCUGAAUGUUGUUGCUCUUGGCAAUGUGGGUGCUGGUAAAUCAGCUGUGCUCAACAGUCUUAUUGGGCAUCCUGUUUUGCCAACUGGUGAAAAUGGUGCUACUCGCGCUCCCAUAAGCAUUGAUUUAAAUAGGGAUGCUUCUGUAAGCAGUAGAUCGAUCAUAUUGCAAAUUGACAAUAAAUCUCAGCAAGUUUCUGCAAGUGCUCUUCGGCAUUCUCUACAGGAUAGGCUUAGUAAGAGUUCAUCAGGCAAGAGUCGUGAUGAAAUAUAUCUGAAGCUUCGCACUAGUACAGCUCCACCAUUGAAAUUAAUCGAUUUACCUGGAUUGGAUCAACGCAUUGUGGAUGAUUCAAUGAUCAGUGGCUAUGUUCAACACAAUGAUGCAAUUUUACUAGUUAUAACACCUGCUGCCCAAGCACCAGAAAUUUCUUCAUCCCGAGCGCUUCGAAUUGCGAAGGAAUAUGAUGCAGAUAGUACCAGAACAAUUGGUGUGAUUAGUAAAAUAGAUCAAGCAGCAGGGGAACCCAAAAUCCUUGCUGCUGUUCAGGCUCUCUUGUCAAAUCAGGGACCACGGAGCACUUCUGAUAUCCCAUGGGUUGCUUUAAUCGGUCAAUCUGUUUCUAUAGCUUCUGCUCAAUCUGGAAAUGCUGGGUCUGAGAAUUCUUUAGAAACUGCUUGGCGAGCUGAGAGUGAAACUCUUAAAUCUAUAUUACCUGGAGCCCCUCAGAACAAGCUUGGAAGAGUAGCUUUGGUGGACGCCCUUGCUCAACAGAUUCGUAAUCGUAUGAAAGUCAGGCUCCCAAAUCUCCUCUCAGGGCUUCAGGGAAAGUCUCAAAUUGUUCAGGAGGAAUUAGUCAGGCUUGGUGAACAAAUGGUUGACAGUGUUGAGGGCACAAGGGCUAUUGCUUUGCAGCUUUGCCGUGAAUUUGAGGAUAAGUUUCUACAACAUCUUGCACAUGGUGAGGGUAGCGGUUGGAAAGUUGUUGCAAGUUUUGAAGGCAAUUUCCCCAACAGGAUCAAGCAGCUACCUUUAGAUAAACAUUUUGAUAUAAACAAUGUCAAAAGAAUUGUGCUAGAAGCAGAUGGUUAUCAACCUUAUCUUAUAUCUCCAGAAAAAGGUUUAAGGUCUCUAAUAAAAAUUGUCCUGGAGCUGGCAAAAGAGCCAUCACGCCUUUGUGUUGAUGAGGUGCACCGUGUGCUUGUUGACAUAGUCUCUGCUGCUGCAAAUGCUACACCGGGUCUGGGAAGAUACCCUCCUUUUAAGAGAGAGGUUGUGGCAAUUGCAUCUACUGCACUGGAAGGGUUUAAGAAUGAGGCAAAGAAAAUGGUUGUUGCACUUGUUGAUAUGGAGCGUGCAUUUGUUCCCCCUCAGCAUUUCAUCCGUCUGGUGCAAAGGCGGAUGGAUAGGCAACGCCGGGAAGAAGAAGUAAAAAACCGCUCCUCAAAGAAAGGACUUGAUGCAGAGCAAUCCAUUCUGAAUAGGGCUACUAGUCCUCAAACAGGAGGUCAACAAACUGGAGGAAGUUUAAAGACCAUGAAAGAUAAAUCCAGUCAGCAAGAUAAGGAGGGACAAGAGGGCCCAGCCUUGAAGACUGCAGGGCCUGGUGGGGAGAUAACAGCAGGAUUUUUAUUGAAGAGAAGCGCCAAAACAAAUGGAUGGAGUAGGCGAUGGUUUGUUUUAAAUGAGAAAAGUAGUAAGCUUGGAUAUACCAAAAAACAAGAAGAAAGACAUUUUCGUGGUGUUAUUAAUUUGGAGGAAUGCAACAUUGAAGAAAUUGCUGAUGAAGAUGAACCCCCACCAAAAAGUUCCAAAAGUAAAAAGGAAAAUGGACCAGAGAAAUCACCCAGUCUUGUCUUCAAAAUAACCAGCAAAGUUCCAUAUAAGACAGUUCUGAAAGCUCACAGUGCUGUUGUGUUAAAGGCUGAGAGCGCAGCGGAUAAGGCUGAGUGGUUAAACAAAUUGAGAAAUGUUAUUCAGCCUUCAGGUCAAGUGAAGGGUGACUCUGGUCUUACCAUGCGGCAAAGUCUUUCUGAUGGUUCUCUUGAUACAAUGGCCAGAAGACCUGCAGAUCCAGAAGAAGAGCUCCGAUGGAUGUCUCAAGAAGUGCGUGGUUAUGUUGAAGCUGUUCUGAACAGCCUUGCUGCCAAUGUCCCAAAAGCAGUUGUCCUUUGCCAAGUAGAAAAAUCCAAGGAAGAUAUGCUUAAUCAGUUAUACAGUUCUGUCAGUGCCCAAAGCACCGCAAGGAUUGAAGAACUACUUCAGGAGGAUCAGAAUGUGAAACGAAGGAGGGAGCGUAACCAGAAACAGUCCUCUCUUCUUGCAAAGCUCACAAAGCAGCUUAGCAUCCAUGACAACCGUGCAGCUGCUGCUUCUAGCAGCUGGUCCAAUGGUGGUGCAGAGAGCAGCCCGAGAACCCCCGGACCCUCAUCAGGUGAUGACUGGAGAUCUGCUUUUGAUGCUGCUGCCAACGGACCUACUGACUCAUAUAGCAACUCGUCUAGGUCUGGAGCCAAUGGUCACAGCAGGAGAUACAGUGACCCAUCACAGAAUGGUGAUGCAAACUCAGGCCCAAACUCCGGCAGCCGACGCACUCCUAACCGGUUGCCACCGGCCCCACCACAGUCUGGUUCAAGUUAUAGAUAUUAGAUAAAAACCAAAAAAAAGAAAAAAGAAAAAAACUUGAAUUCAUGCAUUCUUGUUGGGGUUGGUUUUUUGUCCUGCUCCAUGUAUUGAGCAUCUGUUGAGAAGCUCAAUAUUAUGUUAUAGUAAUCUAUGUAGAAGAAUGGGUCCCCUCUGUAGAUAAAGCAUUGCAGUUCAUAUUGUUCUUUUCCCCCCUUGUGUUUACAAACUGUUGAAUCUUUAAGGUGUACUUGGGAUCUGUUCAUUAAAUUUUUCUCUUCUUUGUGGUUUUGCCAUCA